UUCACUUGUUGAUUACCAACUGUCUAUUGUUGUUUAAAAAUUGUAUUUUUUGAUAUUGUAGUGUUUUAAAAUCUUCUUACAUGAUUAUAUAACCUAAAUGGAGAUUACGAAGUGAUAGAAAAGUAAUUUCUUAAGUGAAAGUCAUCGUAGAAUUGAAUAAAGUAUAUAAUUUUCGAUAGAAACAAAUAAUACUGGGUUUGUGGGUGUUAUCAUGGAAGAAUCAGAGGCGAAGAUAUGUCAAAAUUGCAAACGCGAGAUCCCUGCUGAAAACUUCACUAUCCACUCGGUGCACUGCGCCCGCAACAUCCGCGUGUGCCCCGUCUGCAAGGAGCCAGUGUCCAAUCACGAGCUGCAGGACCACCAUGAGAAAUUUCACAAGCUCCUGCCGUGCAAGCAGUGCGGGGAGAGUGUCUGCGGUACAGACUUGGAGGACCACAUCAGAGAUUCCUGUGGGCACACUGUCAAGUCCUGCAGAUUUUGCGAGUUGGAGUUGCCUCGUCGAGAUCUGCCACCCCACGAGAACUACUGCGGUGUCCGCACUGAACAGUGUCCGGAGUGCAGGGAGUGGGUCAUGAUCAAGUACAAGCAGCUGCAUCUGGAUUCGAACCACGGAUUUUUGCGUCUCGAUGACGAUCCAGCCCCCCAGACCAAGAAAGACGUGCCAAAACCUACCAACAUAUUAAUGCCAGGCCGCCCCUUACUUGCAAACAACAAUAUCAUAAAUGCUACACCAGUCCGCCCACUGUCAACAAACAGUAACAUCACAAAUAAUAACUCCAUAAACGGAUUGAAGGUUACAAAUAUCAGACAAAAUAGAGAGAGGGCCGAGGUUCAAUCUCGGAGCAGUGCAAGUCCGUUCGAAGUCCCAAGCAGUUCUAGAGAUAGUGCUGUCGCUGGUGGAUCAGGUGGUCUGGAUAUCAGGAAGGUUCCGCUGAAGAGGACUAAUGAUCAGCCACAAAUUAACACGGCUGUGGCAGCCACAGAUAAAGUUAAUAAGGACUUACAGAUCUCCCGCGGCGCGAUCAAGAAGCGAGUGGCUCCGAAACCUCCCCCUCCAGACCCCAAGCGCGACCUCCCGUAUUACAAGGCGCUGCAGCGGCAUCAAGACGAGGAACGGCAGCGGCAGGAACAGUCUGCUCUCAAUAUAUCCUUAGGGUUGCCCCCAGUUCUCAGUCCGGCCGCGAAACUUGACAAGUUGCGGAAAAUUGAUGCUUUACAUAAUCGAGAAGUUGAGAGCGUAGACUAUAAGAACAAGUUGCAGGGUCGCGUAUGGUUGAACAUGGACUCGGUCUCCGUUGGCAACCAGCUCGGUAGCAGCAGCUCAGAUCCAUCGAUUGCAAACCGAUUGAACGAGUUCAGGGAUCUUAAACCGAUGAGCCCUCAAGAAUUUACUGAGAGGUCGACGGAGUCGCGAUCUCCCCGGCCCCUAAUGAAGCAGCUGGCCAGCCUGAUAAAGUUCCUGGAGAUGAACCCCGAUGCGGCUAAGGGCCCGUCCGGGAAUGUCAACGCUAAAAUUAGAUGGUUCAAGAAAUGGGAGAAGUUGUCAAAGAGACUGAAUCAGUUAGGUGGCACCACUAAAUCUCCCAAGAAAUGGAUGAAGUAUUGGAUCAAAAUACGAAGUGCUAUUAAAAAAAAAGCUGCCGCUCUAAAUGAAGCUGGAUCUAACACUGACGGUGUCCAGGAUGUAACACAGUUACAGAAGCGAAUAUUGGCUAUAAUUGGGUAUGAUAGCUUCGCUGCAAGCAGUCGACGCCAACCGGACAUUGAUCUAUCACCGCCAAAUACACCACAUGAUGAGAGUAAAUGCAUUAAAAUAGAAAACGAAGAUCCCCAGUCCACUCAGUCACGUGCUAUAACUAUUAAGAAUGAAGAUGUUGACAUGACCAUAACCGUUAAUAGAGAAGCGAACCCGAGUUCGUCGGUACCAUCGACUCGCACCGCAAGACGAACUAGACGCACCGCAGGACGGACUAGACGCACCGCAGGACGGACUAGACGCACCGCAGGACGGACUAGACGCACCGCAGGACGCACUAGACGCACCGCAGGACGGACUACACGCUUGUCUAUAGCACCAAACAAAACACGGGCCAGAUCACUUCAAACAUCAUCUACUUCACGCCGUUCUCAAUACGUGACCAUAACGAAAAAGCUCAUAAGAUUGACAGAACAGCGCUUGGAACUUGAUCGAAGGCUUAUAGAAGCGUUGGAGCGUAGUUCAGAAGGACACCGUAUUACUGCGCAGGCGCAUACAGCCCUGGGAGAAGGAUUCAAGCAGCUCCAAUUGGAUCGUGCGUCUGUCCAGAGUGUUGGGGGUGUUGGGGGGGCGGAGGGGGACGCGGGCGGCGACCGCUUCAACGAGAUCAAGUCCUCGCUGCGGGAGCUGCGCAGGGGGCUCAACGAGGUCACAGCGCCUUAUAAUUCUAAUUCCAACACAACGGUUAAUAACGUUAAUGUCAACCCUCCACCACAACCGCCACGAAGAAUGUGGUCGCAUCCACAGAUAGACGAAGAGCCCCAGCUCCCCCAGGAGGGCGACUCGGAUGUUCAGCUCCCGUGCGAGUUCUGCGACACGCUCGUGCCCGCGGACCGCCUCGUACUCCAUCAGACGGGAUGUCGGCCGGACCUGGCGCAACUUCGGCCCCGCGUGCCAAAAGUGCGGCGUAACAUCACCCCCACGCCUGCACCCCCGCCCCAAGAUAUCGAUCCGCCCGUCAUCCCCUGCGAGUUCUGUACUGAGUCGCUGCCUGUCUACCUUAUCAGUGAACAUCAGGAACGUUGUCGAAGAGAAUCCAAUUUACUGUAUCCAGACUGAAAAGCGUCUUCCCACUGCACUUUAAUAAGUAUUUUUAAUGUAAGAAAAUAGAAUGGUUCACCCGCCUGCACUAAUGGUAUACGCCGGCGGGACACCAGUGGAGGAU
Messenger RNA from Achroia grisella, 2921 nucleotides. RefSeq lists its product as uncharacterized. Lineage: Eukaryota; Metazoa; Arthropoda; Insecta; Lepidoptera; Pyralidae. The record is from RefSeq and is a predicted model, not a curated record. The transcript is spliced from 17 exons. The coding region runs from base 212 to 2815 and encodes 867 amino acids. Gene Ontology annotation, molecular function: zinc ion binding.